Molecule: messenger RNA, 1686 nt
Organism: Pyrus x bretschneideri (Chinese white pear)
Lineage: Eukaryota; Viridiplantae; Streptophyta; Magnoliopsida; Rosales; Rosaceae
Product: ACT domain-containing protein ACR9
Exons: 6
Coding region: 91-1356 (421 amino acids)
Source: RefSeq, a predicted model, not a curated record
AAGUCGGCCGGGACGCCACAACCUCUCGUAUGCCAUCCCCCAAAGGCCAACGAUUCCCAGGGGUAGUUUCGUGAUUACCCUGAUUCCGCCAUGGGCAUUCCCUGCGACGACAUCGUCGUUAUCAAGCCGGGGAAGGCUCCUGACGAGCCCUCCGUCCUCACCGUGAACUGUCCCGACAAGGCCGGCCUCGGCUGCGACCUCUGCCGAAUCAUCCUCCAGUUCGGCCUCUCCAUUACCAAAGGAGAUUUCUCGACGGAUGGAAGGUGGUGCUAUAUAGUGCUGUGGGUUGUCCCCCACCACGAAUCCCUGAAGGUCGAUUGGGAGAGGUUGAAGGAUCGGCUCUCGUCCGCGUGCCCGUCGUCGCGCUUCUUCUCGUUUUAUCUCAAUCAAAUCUCCAACGUCCCAACCCCCUCUCCGGUCUAUCUGUUGAAGUUGUGGUGCCAUGACCAGAGAGGCUCACUCCACGAUGUUACCAAAGUGCUCUGUGAGCUUGAAAUUCUGAUUCAGAGAGUGAAAGUGAUGCCGACCCCGGAUGGCCGAGUUUUGGACCUCUUCUUCAUCACAGAUUGCUUGGAGUUGUUACACACAAAACAGAGAAGAGACGACAUAUGUGAGCAUCUGAUGGCUGCUUUAGGAGAGUAUUGCAUCACCUGUGAGCUUAAGUUGCCUGGACCUGAGUAUGAAAGUCUGCAGGGGAAUUCUUCUCUUCCACCAGCCAUUGCUGACGAAUUAUUUAGCUAUCAGCUGAAAGAUGAGGAGGCUUAUCCAAAAGCUCUCACCCGGAACAUGGGAACGGUGAACAAGACCAGUAUUACAGUGGAUAAUUCAUUGAGCCCUGUUCAUACGGUGCUGCAAAUACAGUGUGUUGAUCGGAAUGGCCUCUUUUAUGACAUUAUGAGGACUUCCAAGGACUGCAAUAUUCAGAUUGCUUAUGGUAGAUUCUCGUCACCUGUGAAAGGCUUCCGAAAUUUGGACCUAUUUAUUCAGCAGACAAAUGGAAAAAAGCUUCUUGAUCCUGAAGUUCAGGUUGCAUUGUGUAAUCAUUUAAAGAAGGAGAUGGUUCACCCACUGCGAGUAAUUGUUGCCAACAGGGGCCCAGAAACCGAACUCUUAGUUGCUAAUCCAGUUGAGUUAUCUGGAAAGGGGAGGCCCCUUGUAUUCUACAAUGUUACUCUAGCACUGAAACAAUUGGGAGUAUCUAUUUUUGCGGCUGAAAUUGUAAGGAAUUCAACUUCAGUUUGCCAGUGGGAAAUCUACCGAUUCCUUUUGGAUGAUAGCUGUGAAUUUCCAUUGGUAAGCAAACAAAAUAGGAGUAAUAUUGUAGAGAGAGUUAGAAGAACCCUCAUGGGCUGGUGAGCUGUUACAUUUGCUCCCGUUUUGAGGAUUGCAUCCUCGAAUCUUUCCAUCUUGUAAGUGUGCUGUACAGCAAUUCCGUCCAAAUAGUUAUAGUUAGUUAUCUGCACUAGUGAAGUGUAGAAUCUCUACUGACUAUUUUAGGAGGAAGUUCGUGGUCGUGUACUAAGACUACUGUGAGACUGCAGAACUAUGUUUUAGCUCGCAAGGCUUGCCGGCCUUAAUAUGUAACCUAUGUUUUCUUAAUAUCCGAACAUAUAUGCACUCCGUAUGUUGUAUUUUCAUAUUGAAGUGCUUAUAUCGAAUGGAAAUGUACUCUGGUUUUCGUAGUAA